AAUGUGCAGAGUGAGAUAUAGCCACCACCAACUCCACAUACAUUCUUGCUUGAGGUUGAACUUGAAGUUCCUUCUUUAUUAAUUCUAAAACUCUAGACCUGUUCUUCUGCAAUGGCAUCACGCGACUUUCUUGUUUUGGGGAUGUUGCUUCUGGUGUGCCUUGCAAAGGUUUCGUCUGAUGUUAACAUAGAAAAGGAAGAAGAUGAAGAACUGCACUUACCUGAUGAGCCGCUUACUGUGCGAGAUGGGAACCGAAGGCUAAUGCAAGAUAUAGAUUGUGGGGGAUUGUGCAAGUCUCGGUGCAGUGUGCAUUCUCGGCCCAACUUAUGCAAGAGGGCUUGUGGGACAUGCUGUGUGAGGUGCAAGUGUGUCCCACCUGGUACCGCUGGCAACAGAGAACUCUGUGGGACUUGCUAUACUGAUAUGGUCACCCAUGGCAAUAAGACCAAGUGCCCUUAAUCAGAGAUAAACAACCCCAGGCCCAAGCCCAUAUGUCAUGAGUGAUUGGGCCCCUUUGAAUUCCUAGUGUAAAUGGGUGUGUGUUGUUGACUACUUGUUAUAAUCUUAGGCUUUUAAACUUAAGGGUGUGUGUUCUAGUUUUUGUCUAAGUUAUGGUGCGGUAUGUAGUAAAGUAUGUUUUCAACAGUAUGAACUUUGUGCUUUUGAUCGCUUAAUAUAUUUGUUUCAGAUUAUCUCA
Messenger RNA from Lotus japonicus, 697 nucleotides. RefSeq names its product snakin-2-like. Bases 112 to 459 code for a protein of 115 amino acids. The record is from RefSeq and is a predicted model, not a curated record. Lineage: Eukaryota; Viridiplantae; Streptophyta; Magnoliopsida; Fabales; Fabaceae. The transcript is spliced from 4 exons.